Molecule: messenger RNA, 4653 nt
Organism: Closterium sp. NIES-65
Lineage: Eukaryota; Viridiplantae; Streptophyta; Zygnematophyceae; Desmidiales; Closteriaceae
Source: the annotation of a GenBank genome assembly
AUGCGCAUUCAACAAGACUUCAUCAAGUCUAAGGAGUUGGAGGUUGAAGAGAUCCUGUCGGCGUCCUCUUCACACCUUACCGCUUUGGCGACUAAGACUGAAGACUACAUCAAAGGCCUUACCACCGAUCCUGAGCUCACCGUGUCUGAUGCGGCGAAGGAGCGAUUCCGGAAGAUUAAGGGUCUGUGUAUCGAGAAGGCCAAGUCGGAGGUGUCUAACGCCAGGGAUGAGAUCGUCAUCCAAGAGCUGGAGAGGCAGAGGGUAAAGGAAGCCGAGGAUUUGAAGAAGGUUGCUGCUGCCGAAGAGAUGGAACAGAUGGAGACGGAUCCGGCAAUCGACGAGCUGAUUCAGAAAGCUGUUAAGAAGUCCGCGGAGACGAUGCGCAGGGAGAUAACAGCAAGCGUCGAAGCGAAACUUACUGCGAAGUUCAAGAAGAACUUGUCGAUGGGACCACAGGAUCCCAAGCCGGCCCCCGCGUCUUCGAAGCCCAAGGCGGACCCGUCCAAGGACCAGAAAUCUUCUGGCGCCAAGGCAGAUGUACCGAAGGCUACGAGGAAGCGCGGGAAAGCCAAGAAGAAAGUGAAAUCUCAAGGCGACGGCGGAGGGAAGGAUCAACUGCACCGACGGAUCUCCCUUAGUCUCUUCUUCAAGGAUAAAGGGUCGUCGUCCUCAUCCCGUUUCCGUGUGAGGAAUCCCAACUGGCGACCCGAAGGGGACGUGGUCCCGGAGCAGGUCUUCAAGUCGGCGCAAGCCGAUUUAUCUUUCCUGUUGAAGACGGUUCGUCCUCGCCGUGGGCACAAUCUUUCGAAGAGUGCUCGGGAGGCGAUCCGUUCCCUGUCGCUGAACCGCAACAUCGUCAUCAAACCUGCUGAUAAGAACGUCGGCAUCACGGUGAUGGAUCGAAGCCACUACGUCGCGCUCUGCAUGGAACAUCUCAGUGACGCAGCUGUCUACCUUCCGAUUCGUCACGAUCCGACUCCGGAUGUUCUACGGCAGCUGAGGCUCGACGCAGUUAGUAGCUUUCUUAUGAGGGACCAGACGCAGCUCUCCUCCCCACUCAUGGCCCUGCUGGGUUGGGUCAUGAGAAACUCCUUUGUUGAGUUUGACGGCCGAGUUUAUCAACAGGUGCGAGGGACAGCGAUGGGAACUCCGGUCGCAGUUUGCUUCGCCAUACUCUUCAUGAGCCGCCUUGAUGAGCUGCUGAGGGAAAGGUGGACUGGGAUGUCACCAAGUUACCACGUCCGAUACAUAGACGAUGGCCUGAUUCUUUGGCCAGGUACGCGGGCAGAUUUAGAGGAGUACCUGCGCACCUUCAACGGCUUGGAUCCUAACAUCAGGAUCACGUGGAACAUCUCAGAUCACUCGGUAGACUUUCUGGACGUGGUUCUUUCUAAGGGGCCUCGUUUUCCUGAGUGUGGUAUCCUGGACUUCGGUACAUUCCAGAAGCCGAUGAAUAGCACAGGGAGGCCCUGGGCGUGCACACAGAGGGGGGAGGCCCUGGGGUCACACAGUGGCUUCUGGUUCUUCACCAUCGGGAAGCAGCGGCAAGGCAUCAAGCUGUCUGGGGGACCAUGGGGCUUCUGGCUCUUCACCAUCGGGCAGCGGCAGGGCAUCCAGCUGUCUGGGGGGCCGUGGUACGUUGUUGCCAAAGACACGGCCACUAACACAGUCUUUGUAUCCUGCGACUACCACUCACGCAGUUCUGUUAUCCGUUGCCCCAUUCGCCCUCUCCCCUCCCUUCCCCCCCUCACCAGGUACGUUGUUGCCAAAGACACGGCCACUAACACAGUCUUUGUAUCCUGCGACUACCACUCACGCAGUUCUGUUAUCCGUUGCCCCAUUCGCCCUCUCCCCUCCCUUCCCCCCCUCACCAGGUACGUUGUUGCCAAAGACACGGCCACUAACACAGUCUUUGUAUCCUGCGACUACCACUCACGCAGUUCUGUUAUCCGUUGCCCCAUUCGCCCUCUCCCCUCCCUUCCCCCCCUCACCAGGUACGUUGUUGCCAAAGACACGGCCACUAACACAGUCUUCGUAUCCCGCGACUACCACUCGCCAGCCAAGUCCCGGCGGCAGUUCUGGGUGGGCGGGUUCAGCUGGACGCAGGGAGGGGAAUGCAGCCCUCCUUUGAGUGAACGGUCAAAUCUGACGUGCAAGCUGGACGCAGGGAGGGGCGUGCGCCCCUCCUUUGAGCGACAGCCCAACCUCACUUGCAAGGUCCGCCACGGCCCCCAGUUCUACCCCUGCUCUGUACAGUUUGCUGAACUGCCAGCGUCCAUGCGUCCAGAUGGAAUGAACCUUCCGCCAGCAGAAACAGGAUCAGCAGUAGAGGAAGCAGCAGCAGUGGAGGCAGGAGCAGAAGUAGAGGCAGAAGCAGCAACAUUGGCAGAAGCAGAAGCAAAAGCAGCAGAAGCAGCAAGAGAAGGAGAGGCAGCAGCAGUGGCAGCGCUGGUGACCCUCUCCCAGGAGGAUCAGGGCCUGGCUGCCGGCCAGUUUGCCAGGCAGGUAGCAGCAGGAAGGGCAGCAGCAGGAGAAACCGCAGCGCUGGUGACCCUCUCCCAGGACGAUCAGGGCCUGGCUGCGGGCCAGUUUGCCGCCUUCUAUGAUGGCGUCACGUGCCUCGGGUCGGGCGUCAUCAUUGGCGUGCCGCCCGGGGACGACAGUGCGGGCGGCAUGAGUGGCGACAGCAGCAGCAGCACAGUGCAGGACCAGCAGAGACCUGAGCAGGGGCUAGGUUCUGAAGCAGAGGAGGGGCAGGAGAAGAGGAAGGGACCUGUGUCAGCUGCAGCGUGGGAGACGGCAAGGCGAGGGCUGGCAGGGGUGAGGAUUGACGAUCCAGUGGAGGAGGCUAUAGCGCGUAUGAAGGCUGACGACGCCACGCCAGACCCUGCCGCCCUGCUGCUGCAGCGGCCAGAGCUAGGGGAUGUUGCCCCGGGAAUGGGGGGAUUACUGGGUUUAGCCUCUUUUAGGGUUCGCGGGGAGGAGUGGGAGGGAGGUUUGGGGCUGGAAGGGAGGGGAGGAGAGGGGAGUGGGGGGGAGGGGAGAGCGGAGGGUGAUUCUUUUGGAGGUGGCUAUAACGAGGAUGGGAAUGUGAUUGAUUUGGAAGGGGUGCUGGAUGGAGGGGAGGAGGAGGAGGAGGAGGAGGAGGAGGAGGAGGAGGAGGAGGAGGAGGAGGAGGAGGAGGAGGAGGGGGAUGAGGGGGGGAUUGAUAUGGGUGAUUUACUAGCGGGGUUAGAAGGGGACGAGAGGGAGGAGGGUGGAGAAAGUGAGGAGGAGGGAGAAGGGGAGGAGGACGAGAGGGAGGAGGGGGAGGAAAGGGGAGAGGGAGGGGGGCGAGUGGGAGGAACUGAGUUGGCGUUGGGGGAGGAGGAGGGGGAGUGGGGCAAGGCGUUAGGAGACGAACUGGAAAGGGGAAGGACGAUGGAAAGAGAAACGGAAGAGGGGAGGCUAGAGGCACCAGGGGAGGAAAAUGGAGAGCUCGUGGUGGAGAAGGGUGAGAUAAGAGAGAGAAUCGGUGGUGAGCGAUGCAAAGCGGUGGAGGGAGGUGGAGCAGGAGGAGUAGAAGGAAGGGAAUAUCUAGAACAAGGAGCGAGAGGCAAUAGUUUUGAGGUGGAGGGAGGGACAUACUCAGCGGAGCAAGAGCAGCAGAGAGGAGGGAUUUCAGAAAGGGAGCAGAUACAGUCAGAAUUACUUCUGAGGCACCAUGAAAGUCCCCAGGGAGGGGCAUACUCAGCGGAGCAGCAGAGGGAUAGGGAUGUGCCUUUAGAAGGGGGGCAGAGACAGUCAGAAGAGAUGGUGACUUUGGAUAGAGAUGAUUCUCGUGGUGCUUUUACUGGCACUUUGGGGUGUGUCAAUCAUGAGGGUGACAAUAGGGAGAGUGACAAAGGGGAGAGUGGUCACGCCUUGGGUGGUGCUAACGGUCACUUGGAGGGUACCUUUCAGCAGCUUAACGAAUCAGAGAGGCGGCACUAUAACGAGGAUGAUGUGGAUAUGGAGGCAUUAGAGGAGCUGCUGCAGCUGUGUGCUGAUGAUGGUGAUGGUGAUGAUGAUGGUGAUGGUGAUGAUGGUGGUGAUGGUGAUGGCGAUGAUGAUAUCCCUCUUGCUAGCAACCACUCCUCUGCUCCUGUGAGCAACACUCCCCUCUCUCCUGAGAGCGAUCCCAUACAAGCAGCCUCGUUAGCAGCAGAGCGGUCGCUGGCAGCAGUGGCGGGGAUAGCAGCGGAGUGCUUGGAGCGGGAGCUGAGUCGGUUUGAGGUGAUCUGCCCGCCUAGCGGGGAGCAGCUGGUGGUGCUUUAUGUGACGUCUCUUGAAGCCGUCAGGAAGACGCAUGCUGACUGCGUGAAGAUGCGAGCAUUGCUCAAGUGUAUGGAAGAGGGGCGGGUCAGGGCGGGGGACGUGGCGGUGGUGCUGCAUGUGCCGUCGCUGGAGGCUGUGAGGAAGGCGCAUGCUGACCGUGUGAAGAUGCGGUCAUUACUCAAGAGCCUUCACCUGCGAUUCCAGGAGGGUGACGUGGCGCUACACCCAGCCUAUCAGGACGAGCUGCUGCUGCUAUUGAUUCACUUGCACCCUUACCCUCCCACCCCCUGCUUCCCCCACCCUUCCUCACUCGCUUCCAACCAAUCAGAGCCUUCAUUUGAGAUUUCAGGAGCGUGA